Molecule: messenger RNA, 426 nt
Organism: Penicillium taxi
Lineage: Eukaryota; Fungi; Ascomycota; Eurotiomycetes; Eurotiales; Aspergillaceae
Product: succinate:quinone oxidoreductase subunit C
Exons: 1
Coding region: 1-426 (141 amino acids)
Biological process (GO): mitochondrial electron transport, succinate to ubiquinone; tricarboxylic acid cycle
Cellular component (GO): membrane
Molecular function (GO): electron transfer activity; succinate dehydrogenase activity
Source: RefSeq, a predicted model, not a curated record
AUGACAGCCGAAGCUGCCCAGGAACGCCUAGUAGCCCAGCGUCGAAACCGUCCCCUCGCUCCACACCUUGAGAUAUACAAAUGGGAGUAUGUCUCAGUGACUUCUGCGAUGCACCGCAUCACCGGGGUCAUGCUUGCCGGAGGACUUUAUACUUUUGCAACGCUGUAUCUAAUUGCGCCAGCUCUGGGCCUGCAUCUUGAAUCAGCCCCUAUGGCAGAAGCAUUUGGAUCUCUUCCCUUGGUUGUUAAGACGGCACUGAAGUUUGGCGUCUCAUUUCCGUUCACAUAUCAUGGGUUCAAUGGACUCAAACAUUUGGUGUAUGACACGGGACAUUUAAUGAGCAAGACGAAUAGUGGAAGGGCAUCUUAUAUUGUAUUGGCAUGCAGUGUGAGUGCCUCGCUUGGUUUGGCUCUUUAUAAAUUCUGA